CCUGUGAUACCCUACCAUGGGACACCGUCACACCGCACCCAGUCUGGGCGUCGCGCUGUAGCCACUAGCGGCUGUGCGUGCGGGAGUGGCGAGACUGGACAGUGGUCGUGGAAGCUCAUCACCUACGUAUUGGUGAUUGAAUUAUUGGGCAGGAAGCGGUCCAAUUCUGUCGAAGAAGAAACAAGAGAUCGAUCGAGUUCGCAGAAUGGCUAUCCUCUCUCUCGCUUCUUCCCUCGCGAAGGACGGAUACCGAAAUGGAAGGAAGGGAACCCUUCACGUCGCCCUCACAUUGUCCUUCCUGCUGGCCCGUGGGUGUGCUCAUGGAGAUGGUACAACCACUCAAGACCCCCAAACACACCAUGCAGCUCACACAGGAGAGACCAGUGAGGCUGUGACUGGUGGGGGAGGAGAGAGUGCAGUUUAUAUUUGGAUUACAAGUUUUGCCAUUUUCAACACAUUCUUCCUGUUGGUGGUGCUUCUCUAUACAGUAUGCAAUAUUUACUCAAUGAAAAUGCAAGCAGGAAUGGACAUUGAGAAGAAAGACAAUGAGGUAAAAACUAAACCGAGAAAAUUCAUUGAUAGUCUCUCAGUCUCUCAGUAUUUUCCUUUCCCUUCCCACCACAACAGUCAGUCAUCUAAGAAAGUAGAAGAUAAUUGCCAAGUUCACACAGACCCUUCUCCUGCUCCUGAAUUGAGAACCAGCAUUGAAAGGAAGAAUUGGUCCCCCAAACCAGCAUUGCCAUCCACUUGUCCACCUCCCUGUCCAAGCUCUAAGAGGGCAAGCCUUCAAGAUUUUCAGCCCUGUCCUAACUCAAACCCCAAAACCUUUUUUGAAAGGAGGAAAGAUCUCCAACUGCCACCACUCCCAUCCAACUGCACUCCUCAACCACACCCUGAGAGGCCACGGUCUCAGAAUACCCCCAGUUCCGAAGACGAAGAUCAUGAGUAUGAGUACAUAGAGUUGCCUAUCAGGCCUACACCAACACAAAAGAAAGAUCAGGAAGACAGUAAGAAAGAAGAGACAAAUGAAAAGAAAAAAGAAAAUAAUAAGCAGGGCACCAAUGAGUCCGAUGAGGAAGAAAAUGACUAUGACUACAUCCGUUGGCCUGUCAAGCAACAUCAAACAGCAGAUAAGGAAACACAGACAAAUGAAAAUGAAGAGGCAAGUGAGAGGUCCAUCAAACAUAUGUCUCUCAGUUUAGACUAGCAGUUAUCAACUUUUUUGGUCCAAUUCCCACCAGGAUUCUAGCCUAAUAUGCUAUGGCCUACUGGUGAAACUUUCUAUGUGAUUUCUGCUUGUAACUGAGCCGUUUCUAUUCUUCACCUUAGCAAAACUCAGUCAUGUCUAUUUUUUCCUAAGAUUUCUAGCAUUUAGCUGAAUCUCCAACAACUUUCCUUCAACUGACACAUUUAUCCCUACAGUUGAACUCAAGGAUCAGACCUUCUCAGAUAAUUUUUGUAAACUUAAUUUACUUUUUUAUUUUAUAAAUUUUGAUGUGUAAUAUUUACCCUGAGAAAUAUUAUCAUGAUUACAUAUUAACCAAUGUGGUAGUUUAGUGCUUAGUUGUGCUGUGUGUCGAAUAACUAUUUAGUCUAUUACUGAUGUACAUUAUGUGACUGUGGUGUAUGAUGUGACUGUACAGCACUCAUACACUGAUUAGUCUUUCAAUUACAAAAAUAGCAGUGGAGAGGGGUUGUGAUCGAGGGUUAAAUGAAAGUUAAAUGGUUGCCAUAUGAAGUAGUCUAGGAACAACUGGGUUAUACACUUAAUGAGUGGUGGUUUAUAGUGAUGAAAAAAUUGCUCGUGGAAUGAAACCAACUUUCAAUGACAUUAUUCAUUAUAUUGUGUUUUUUUAUCAUAUGUAACUGAACAGUUAAUCUACAGACAGACAGAUGGACACACACACACACACACACACACUAAAGAAGUAUAAACAUCAGGAAAUCUUCACUAAGAAAUAAACUUUCAUAUAUGCUUUGGGAACUCCAGAGCAAAAAUAUCAUACAAUGAAAGAAAAGAAAAUAAUUGAGAGAGAGAGAGAGAGAGAGAGAGAGAGAGAGAGAGAGAGAGAGAGAGAGAGAGAGAGAGAGAGAGAGAGAGAGAGAGAGAGAAUAAUACAA
Molecule: messenger RNA, 2121 nt
Organism: Eriocheir sinensis (Chinese mitten crab)
Lineage: Eukaryota; Metazoa; Arthropoda; Malacostraca; Decapoda; Varunidae
Exons: 2
Coding region: 206-1207 (333 amino acids)
Source: RefSeq, a predicted model, not a curated record